Molecule: messenger RNA, 711 nt
Organism: Acanthamoeba castellanii str. Neff
Lineage: Eukaryota; Discosea; Longamoebia; Acanthamoebidae
Product: selenide, water dikinase
Exons: 4
Biological process (GO): aerobic electron transport chain
Molecular function (GO): NAD(P)H dehydrogenase (quinone) activity
Source: RefSeq, a predicted model, not a curated record
GAGCUGCAGGAUCCGGCUGGAGCCGCUGGCCAAGUGGUGCGGCGCGCGGUUCAUCCACGCAUGGGCCGAGCGUAUCGACUUUGCCGAAACCUGGUCGUGUGCCGGCGCGUCGCCGAUCACCAAAGCGGCGACCUCACCGACUACCCACCACGACCACCACCACCAACGACCGCAGAGGACGCUGAAGCCGAAGCCGAAGCGGAAGAGCGAAGCCAUGAGGACUACGUGCCCUCCAUCCCGUACGACCUGCUCGCCGUUGACAUCGGAUCAGUCACCAAGGGCACAGAAGAGGUUCCCGGCGUGCGCGAGUUCGCGCUGAGCACACGCCCAAUUUCCCGCCUGCUGGCCCAACUCGAGGAGUUCGAGAGCAGUGGGUCGUGGACGUCGAGCGCGGUGCGGGCCAAGCUCAAAGAGAAGCGCAUCCGACUGCUGGCCGACGCGCGUGCGGUCCGGGUUGAUUCGCGCCUGGUCCACCUCGACAGCGGCGGCGAAGAGGUCGCCCCGCUGCCUUACGACCUGCUCCUGUGGGCCACCGGCCCGGGCGCGCCGCCCCUCUUCCGGGCGAGCGGCCUCGCGACCGACGAGCAUGGCUUCGCCGUGACCAAGGACAACGUCUUCGCCGCGGGCGACUGCUGCGCCAUCGACGGCUGCGAGUGGGUGCCCAAGGCCGGUGCGCCUCCCUCCUCUCACCAUCUCCAACAUCAAUGUUAG